Messenger RNA from Miscanthus lutarioriparius, 1503 nucleotides. The record is from the annotation of a GenBank genome assembly. Lineage: Eukaryota; Viridiplantae; Streptophyta; Magnoliopsida; Poales; Poaceae.
AUGGCUCCCGCGCUCACCUCCAACCCGCCCUCCUUCCGUCCCCUCUCUUCCCCACUCCGCCGUCGUGCCGCCACCGUCCUCUGCCGCGUCGGUAAGCCCGGCAAGGACUCCGCGGUGGAUGAUGCUGCCCUCAAGAAGAGGCCCAACCUCUUCGCGGACUUCGGGAAGCUGGCGGAUGCCAACUCCCUCAUACCGGUGUUCCCGUCGUCCGCGGCGGGGUCUCUGCUCACGGGCGGUGGCAGGGGCAGGAAGGACCCGCAGAUGGUGUUCGUCGCCGGCGCCACAGGGCAGGCCGGGGUCCGCAUCGCGCAGACCCUGCUGCGGCAGGGGUUUGCCGUGCGCGCUGGCGUCCCGGACCUAGCGUCAGCGCAGGAGCUUGCGCGGCUCGCAGCAGCAUACCGGCUCAUCUCCCCAGCGGAAGCGCGGCGGCUAAACGCGGUAGCGGCGGACUUCGAUGACCCCGAGGCGAUAGCCAAGUCCAUCGGGCCCGCUGCGAAGGUUGUGGUCACCGUUGGCCCGGCCGAGAAGGGGCCAGAAGGCGGAGGCGUCACCACCGACGACGCGCUUCGGGUGCUGCAGGCCGCAGACCUUGCCAGCGUGGCGCACGUGGUUGUCGUGUAUGACGUCGAGGGGGCCGGCGGCCUCGGUGGCGGUGGCGGUGGGUCCACUUACAAUGUGCUCGACGGCUUCACGUCCUUCUUCUCCAACCUCUUCUCGCGAGUGCAGACGCUGACGCUGAGCCAGUUCUUGGCCAAGGUGGUGGAGACCGAUGUCAGGUAUACACUACUGAAGGCUUCAUUCACCGACGACUACACCCCUGAGAACUCCUACGCCCUGGUACUGGCCAAGGAGGGAGUAUCGCCUAGCAUCACCGGCAAAGUAUCAAGGUCACAGAUUGCAGCCCUUGUAGCUGAUGUCUUCUCCAAUGUGGCAGUCGCUGAGAACAAAGUCGUUGAAGUUUCAACUAGCUCAUCAGCAACAACGAAGCCCAUAGCGGAGGCUUUCAUAGCUAUCCCUGAAGACAAUAGAAGAACGGAGUACCAAGAUGCUGCUGCGAAAGCACAAGCCAAAGAGGAAACCUUGGCCUCAAAACGAGCUAACGAAGCUGAAGCAGCUGCCAGUAAAUUUGAAGCCGACAUGAAGAAGGCACCCUUAGAAGAUGCAGCUGCUGCUGCUAGCCCGGUGAACGAUGCCCAAGCCUCUCUACAGAACCUCUUGAGUAUACCCAAAGUGAUCAGUACGGAUUUCUUUUGGGAGAAGUUCAGCACACAGCUGGCUGAAGUGACGACUCCUCGAACCUCGCUAGAGAAGGAACCAAAGGCACAGAUAGCCACUGUGCGAGGCCAGGAAAAAGCAAAGAAGCUGGCACCGCGGAUUGCCAUUGUGAAGCCAGCAGAGCAGAAAGUGAAGCCACAAUUGAAGCAGCCAGAUCCCAAACCAGAAGUGAGGCCAGUGUUUGGUGGCCUCUUCAAGCAAGAAACAGUGUAUGUGGAUGAUGACUAA